AUGAGUGUUACUGACGAUGGAGAUUUGGUGGGGCCGGCGGCGGCGACGGCCUCUGAUUAUGAGGUGAAGCUGAUUGCGCCAAUCAACAUUGCACUGGUGAAGUACUGGGGGAAACGCGAUGAGGAACUCAUGCUUCCGCUGAAUGACUCCAUUUCGCUGUCAAUAAACGAUGUAUGCGCGGAGACCAGAAUACGGGUUGGCCCUUCGGUGAGCGUGGAUUCCGUAUCAAUUAAUGGCUCCACCAUCAAUCUGGCGAAACAUCCGCGGUUUUCACGCUGCUUCAAGGUUGAGUUAGAAGUGUUCAUUUUUCUAGGAAGUGAGAAGAUUGAUUCGGAAACGGUUAAUGGUAGCAGAUGA
Gongylonema pulchrum is the source of this 357-nucleotide messenger RNA. The record is from the annotation of a GenBank genome assembly. NCBI's taxonomy places the organism in Eukaryota, Metazoa, Nematoda, Chromadorea, Rhabditida, Gongylonematidae.